GCGGAGUAACAGCCAUACAGUUUUGCAUUUGUAGCAGGGGAUUCUGAUUUACAAAGACAACGUUGCACACCCAAGAGCCCCUACUCUCUCUCUCUCUCAACCAAAGUGCGAAAUGAAGCUUUUCCUAAUGAACCAGCGUGCACUCGUAGCGAUUCCGCUGAGCCUGAGAUCAAUAGCCAGACGGGUUUCUUCGUCUUCUUUUUCUUCUUCUUUUUCUUCUUCUUCUUCUUCUUCUUCUUCUUCUGCUUUGAAUUGGGAAGGUGGAGUUUCCAUGGUGCAGGGAGCUUCCAGAGGAAUUGGCCUUGAAUUUGUUAAGCAGCUGCUGGAGAAGAAUGAGAAAGGGCAUGUUGUUGCUACUUGCCGCAAUCCUGAUGCAGCGACAGGGCUUCUUCAUCUGAAAAAUAGAUUUGCUGAGCGACUUAGCAUCCAACAAUUGGAUCUGACCCUUGAAAGCACCAUAGAGGCAUCUGCAAAGUCCAUUAGAGAAAGAUUUGGCUUUUUAAACCUUCUCAUCAAUGCAUCUGGCAUUCUUUCAAUACCUGAUGUGUUGCAACCAGAAACAACAUUGAGCAAACUAGAGAAGUCCUCUUUGCUUCUUGCAUAUGAGGUUAAUGCCAUUGGUCCUGUUCUGGUGAUCAAGCACAUGUGGCCUCUUCUAAAGGUUGGCAGUGGCUCUGGGACUGAAAGGGAUUCUGCAGUUGUGGCCAAUUUGAGCGCCAGGGUGGGAUCCAUUGGGGACAAUCGCCUUGGGGGUUGGCACUCGUACCGAGCUUCAAAGGCUGGACUUAAUCAGUUGACAAAAACUGUUUCGGUGGAGUUUGCAAGAAAAAAGGAUCCAAUUAUAUGCAUUUUGUUGCACCCGGGCACAGUGGACACUGAUCUCUCUAGGCCAUUUCAGAGAAAUGUUGCAGAAGGCAAGCUAUUCACCAAAGAGUUCUCAGUGCAGAAGCUCUUAGGCAUCAUCAACAAUGCAAAGAUCCAUGACAAUGGCAAGUUUUUUGCCUGGGAUGGUCAGGAAAUUCCUUGGUGAUCUCUCAGAUUCAUCAUGAAUGGAUUGGACAGCAUUGAAUAAUUAUAUUUGUCUUUUGAGUAAAUUGUCUAUUUUCUUUAUAUAUAUAUAUUAAUUAAUGAAAGCCAAUAGUUGACUUUUCAAUUUCUCCUUUGUUAACUUCAUUAGUUUUCUGAAGAUUGUUUCCUAUUUCUGAUGUAAUUGCUGACAG
Messenger RNA from Corylus avellana, 1220 nucleotides. Its product is annotated as NAD(P)-binding Rossmann-fold superfamily protein. Gene Ontology annotation, molecular function: oxidoreductase activity. The record is from RefSeq and is a predicted model, not a curated record. NCBI's taxonomy places the organism in Eukaryota, Viridiplantae, Streptophyta, Magnoliopsida, Fagales, Betulaceae. Gene Ontology annotation, cellular component: cytoplasm.